This is a messenger RNA of Dendronephthya gigantea, 929 nucleotides long. Its product is annotated as DNA-directed RNA polymerase III subunit RPC8-like. The transcript is spliced from 6 exons. Gene Ontology annotation, biological process: DNA-templated transcription; transcription initiation at RNA polymerase III promoter. Bases 108 to 716 code for a protein of 202 amino acids. Gene Ontology annotation, cellular component: RNA polymerase III complex. NCBI's taxonomy places the organism in Eukaryota, Metazoa, Cnidaria, Anthozoa, Malacalcyonacea, Nephtheidae. Gene Ontology annotation, molecular function: DNA binding; DNA-directed RNA polymerase activity. The record is from RefSeq and is a predicted model, not a curated record.
CUGGACGUCUGGACCCUUGCUUCCACUGGUAUCACUGAUUCUUGACAUGCACUGCAGUAUAUAUGGACUGAAAAAUAUACCAUAAAGCGUAUAUAUUGACCGUUGAAAUGUUUCUCCUGGCUGAGAUAAAGGACACGAUUCGAUUACCACCGACAAAAUUUGGUUUAAAUAUGGAAGAAGCUAUCUCAAAUGAACUGAACAAAAAAUUGGCCAAUAAAGUUGUAUAUAACGUUGGACUUUGCAUUGGCUUGCAUGAUAUAAUAGAAAUUGGUGAUUCAUUUAUUUUACCUGGUGAUGGAGCAUCAUGUACACCUGUCAAAUUUAGAUUUGUUGUUUUCCGUCCAUUUAUUGAUGAGAUCCUUGUUGGCCGAAUCAAGGCAUGCAGUCAUGAAGGGGUGACAGUGUCCAUGGAAUUUUUUGAUGAUAUAAUAAUACCUUAUGAAUACCUACAACAGCCAUCAAAAUUUGAUGAAGAAGAACAGCUUUGGGUUUGGGAAUAUGAAACUGAUGAAGGAACUCACGAUCUAUUCAUGGACAUCAACGAAGAAAUACGUUUUCGUGUUAUUGAUGAAAAUUUUACAGACUUGACACCAACAGGUCCAGAAAAAGCAUCCCAAGAUCAACCAGGGAAUCAGGAGGAGAAAUCUCCUUAUUGCAUCACGGCAACCAUAACUGAACCUGGACUGGGGUUAUUUUCGUGGUGGGCGAAUUCCUGAGUGGAGUGGAUUCAGUUAAACAAGAAACAACGAUGUUGUGUGUCAUAUGAAACCGUACGGAAGAAACAUCUUGGUUGAACAAAAAGAUACCAGCCGAGGCAUCUUCAGAAAAACUACACAAUCCGACGAAAAGUCCCGAGGCUUAUCUAAAAAAUCCGGUGGUUUUGGACUCAAUCGUAAAAUAAAUAAAAACACUCGGGCAAAAUUCCCACU